AAAUUCAUCAUAAAUACUAUGUUUAAGGGAAUGUCUGCACAGAGAGUACCUUAACUUGUAAAACCCUACCUCUCUCCUCUUCACUUUCCCUUCUCUGCCGGAAUCUGACGCAGUACCUCUGUCACCCACCGCCUCUCUCCUCUUCUCGUAACCACUCCUCCGCUUUCACUAUCACCACCACUUUUAUGACCCCAAUUACUACCAUUAUUAUCAUCUAAAAAACUCAAUCCUCCCUAUCCCUCUUUCUCUCUUUAUCUAUUUCGAGUCGGAUUUCAUUCUCAUUAUCGGAUUUUUUCAUUGACCGGUAGUAAUAUUCGUCACUCUUUUCGUUGAAUAGUGAUGGCGGCGAUGCUGAAGAGCUAUAGUAGCAGUGCGUGCUUCACUGCUUCUGGUUUUGCUGUUUUUCGCUCCAACAAUGCCACCAACGCCAGUAACAAGAGGAGCUCAAACUGGAAGCCUCCACAGGCAGCUAUCAUACCCAAUUUGCAUCUCUCAAUGCGCAGCUUUGAGGUGAAAAAUAGGACAUCAACCGAGGACAUAAAGUGUCUGAGAUUGAUAACUGCGCUCAAAACUCCGUACCUACCUGAUGGCCGAUUUGAUCUAGAAGCCUAUGAUGAUUUGGUGAACAAGCAAAUUGAAAACGGUGUAGAAGGUAUUAUUGUUGGUGGCACAACUGGUGAAGGCCAACUAAUGAGCUGGGAUGAACACCUCAUGCUUAUCGGGCACACGGUCAAUUGUUUUGGCAGUAAAAUCAAGGUUGUUGGUAACACCGGAAGUAACUCCACGAGGGAAGCAAUCCAUACCAGUGAGCAGGGUUUUGCAGUUGGAAUGCAUGCUGCCCUUCAUAUAAACCCUUACUACGGCAAAACCUCCUUGGACGGUAUGAUUUCUCACUUCGAAAGCGUGAUUUCCAUGGGCCCUACGAUCAUAUAUAAUGUUCCUUCGAGGACUGGUCAAGAUAUUCCUCCUCAUGUGAUUCAAACCUUGGCUCAAAGUGCUAGCUUGGCCGGUGUCAAGGAGUGUGUUGGAAACGAUCGGAUCAAACAGUACACGGCUGAUGGGAUUGUUGUGUGGAGUGGCAACGACGAUGGAUGCCAUGAUGCUAGAUGGGGCUAUGGUGCCACCGGAGUGAUAUCUGUCACCAGCAACCUUGUUCCUGGUUUGAUGCGAGACAUCAUGUUUGCAGGGAAGAAUCCAACAUUGAAUUCAAAGCUCCUUCCUCUGAUGGACUGGCUUUUCCAGGAGCCAAACCCGAUCGGUUUGAACACAGCUCUUGCCCAACUCGGGGUUGUCAGACCGGUUUUCAGGCUGCCGUACGUGCCUCUCCCUGCGGAGAAAAGGAUUGAGUUUGUGAACUUGGUGAAGCAAAUAGGCCGAGAGCAUUUUGUUGGAGACAAAGAUGUUCAGGUUCUUGAUGAUGAUGAUUUUAUCUUAGUUGGUCGAUAUUAGUUUAUUCUGUUUCAGUUGCUCUUAGUUGAGUUUUGUAUCCUUUUCCAGAUUAUGCCAAAGUUUUAAACCAAUUAAUGUACAAUAGAGUCAGUUAAAAUAAACCAAUAAUAAUACAAGUUGGUGUUUCUUUCAGUA
Arachis ipaensis is the source of this 1584-nucleotide messenger RNA. RefSeq names its product 4-hydroxy-tetrahydrodipicolinate synthase, chloroplastic-like. Gene Ontology annotation, molecular function: 4-hydroxy-tetrahydrodipicolinate synthase activity. Lineage: Eukaryota; Viridiplantae; Streptophyta; Magnoliopsida; Fabales; Fabaceae. The record is from RefSeq and is a predicted model, not a curated record.